Molecule: messenger RNA, 1224 nt
Organism: Cavenderia fasciculata
Lineage: Eukaryota; Evosea; Eumycetozoa; Acytosteliales; Cavenderiaceae
Exons: 5
Coding region: 1-1224 (407 amino acids)
Source: RefSeq, a predicted model, not a curated record
AUGGCAAUUGUUGGUUUAAUAGUUCAAAAUCACAAUGGAAAUGUAUUGUUUCAAAAUGUACGAGAAUAUCUUUCACACGAGAAAGCCAAUAUAGCUUCCAAAGCAUUUAUAGAUCAGAUAACAAGUUAUGACGAUGCUUUUAUAUCAAGAGGAACGACAAGUCAUUUAACAGGAUCAAUUGUAGUAUUGAAUAUGUAUAGAAUAUAUUAUAUGAUAUUGAACGAGAUUUAUAUUUUGGCGAUAUCACAGGCCAACGAUAACCCAUACGAAGGUGCAUUGUAUCUUGCAAGAGCCAAACGGGUGUUGUUGGCCGUGUCCAAAGAGUUGACAGAGGUGCAGAUUCAACGAAAAUACAGCGAAGUCUACUUUGCAUUGGAACGUGUGUUGUUUGGCGAGGACGGUGUCGAGGUUUUGACGCAGCGACUCUCUGACGUCCAACCACACAGCAUAUCAAAUAGAAUCGACGGCCACCAAGACGAGUUGUCGCCGCAUCAAGGCUCGUUGACGCAGUCUGGUGGCGCCGUCUCGGGUGGUGGUUUGGCUAGUGGAGGAUUGGUGCACGGCUUGAUUGGCAGCAGCAAUGCUAGUACCGGUGGGUUGACCCCGGGCAGUGGUGUGUCGGUGGGCGGACCCUCUGCAAGCUCGACGGCAUAUCUCUUGGCGACCGCAUCCUCACGCAGAGCGAUGCAUUACCCAAGACCGACAAAAAUAUCUACGACCCACCUCCCCAAGUCAAGUGGGGCGGCACCAGUGCGCCCGCCGGCUACCCAUCGUCGUCGACCAGUCGUGUCGGCACCAACCGCAUCAUGUUUACCCUGCGUCACCCCACCACUCACUCGUCGGCCAAUCGGCGGCGGACAAGUCGCCAUCGACGGUUCUGGUUCCUCGUCACCCUCUGAACAACUACCAGAAACCACUGGUAGAAAAUACUCCAUCUCUCACGUCACUACCAAACGAUCUACUCCAGUCACCAACACAAACACACCCAAUUCCAAUUCCGACGAUGCUGCCUCUUCCACUUCUCCUCUUGUCUCUUCACCCAAAACUUCUUCCUUUAUCGAUCCAAUGAAACCAGAUACUUCAGCCAAUCAAUCUUCUCCAAGUGGUGGUGGUGGUAGUGGUGGCGAUGACAGCAACAGUGCCAAAGAUUCAUCAUCCACUACAACUAGAAGAGAUCAUCAUAGUUCUGUUUCCAUUCCAAUUAAAUCUAAAAUUAUUAUCUAA